Molecule: messenger RNA, 2886 nt
Organism: Striga asiatica
Lineage: Eukaryota; Viridiplantae; Streptophyta; Magnoliopsida; Lamiales; Orobanchaceae
Source: the annotation of a GenBank genome assembly
AUGGAAACUCUUCACUUUUGUCAUUUCAUCCUUUUCUUCUCAACAUUCAUAUCCUCAUUCGACCCGAUUCUUUGUAUUGAUAACUCCUCAGAUGCCUUUUGGCUCUUAAGAAUAAAAUCCAAACUUAUCUACCCGUUUGGAGUUCUCAACAACUGGUCAGAAAACACGAGCAUGUGUUCUUGGUACGGAGUCACGUGCACCGAUGACAAUAACCACAUUUUGUCACUCGAUUUGCCGAAUUCAGGCCUAAAUGGAGUCAUCUCCCCAAAAAUCUCAAAGCUCACAUUUCUUAUAAGUCUCGAUUUAUCUCAAAAUCACCUCUCUGGCUCCAUCCCUCCUGCUAUAGGAAAGCUUCGAAACCUGCAAAUGCUUCAGCUCUUCUCAAACUCAUUAUCCGGCACAAUACCUCCCGAGAUUGCCUUUUUGAAGAACCUGCAAAUACUCAGAAUAGGUAAUAAUACGCUCACUGGUGAUAUUUUGCCGGCCAUUGGGAGGAGUUUGACCGAGCUAAGAGUCUUGGGCCUUUCUUAUUGCCAGUUUUAUGGUAGCAUUCCAAAAGAGUUUGGAUAUUUGAAGAAUCUCCAACUUUUGGACAUUCAGCAUAAUAAUAUCGGUGGGACCUUACCGAAAGAGAUUGGCGAAUGCAAAGAGCUCGAGAAAUUCAACGCAGCGAAUAACAUGAUUAUGGGUACUAUCCCGGGCUCAAUGGGCGGGCUCGAAUCACUGCAGAUCUUGAAUUUGGGCAACAACAGUCUUUCUGGGCCGAUCCCUGUCGAGUUGGGCCGUUUAUCGAACUUGACAUAUUUGAACCUUCAAGGAAAUGGGUUGAGAGGGAAAAUUCCUUUGGAACUCAACAAUUUGUCUCUGUUGUCCACUUUGGACUUAUCAAGAAACAAACUUUCUGGGCCCAUAAGCAUUUUCAACUACUUCACAAAUCUUCAAUGUGUGGUUUUAUCAGGCAACUUUUUCUCAGGUGGGCUACCAGAAAAUCUCUGCACCAAUAAUCCAAACCUGACCCAGCUUUACCUGGCCGGAAACAAUUUAUCUGGAACAUUUCCGGUUGAGAUAGUAAAUUGCUCGUCACUCGAGCAAUUAGACCUCUCCGAAAAUAACAUCGACGGGCCUUUGCCGGAUGACAUUGACAAGCUCCAGAAGUUAACAGAUCUUUUGCUCAGUAACAACAGAAUUACAGGAAAAGUGCCCAACAAAAUCGGUAACUUGAGUAAUAUAAGGACUUUAGACCUCUCUGGAAACAUGAUCACGGGCCAAAUCCCAGUGGAAAUCGGAAAGCUAAAGCAGCUAGUCACUUUAUACCUUGAAGACAAUCAAAUGUCAGGCAGUAUACCUCGUGAGCUAACAAACUGCUCGAGCCUGCAAGCAGUUGAUCUCUCUUACAAUCAAUUUUCGGGGUUCAUUCCUCCGAGAAUGGGGAAACUGGAGAAUCUUGAAUACAUUGACCUAAGGCAAAACGGGCUCGAGGGUCCGAUUCCAGCAAGCUUAGGAAAAUGCAGACAGCUUCAGAUACUCGGCUUGUCAGACAACAAUCUUUCAGGCCCCAUACCAACCUCAUUCGGGUUUCUUACCGGACUUUUUCUUUUGGCUCUCUACAACAACUCGUUAUCAGGUACGAUCCCAGAAUCUUUCUUCCAUCUCAAAAACCUCAGCUCUAUCAAUUUAUCGCUCAACAGGCUUAGCGGUAGCAUUUUCCCAUUAACCGGUUCGAAUUCUCUAACCCUUUUGGACUUAACCAACAAUAGUUUCUCAAACACCAUUCCAUCUCGACUGGCUCUGUCCCUAAACCUGACACGUUUACGCCUCGCUCAUAAUGCCUUCAAUGGCAGCAUUCCUCCCGGGUUUAGCAACCUUACGGAGCUUCAGUUUCUUGAUUUGUCGUACAAUAAUCUGAUGGGCGAGCUGGAUUCGGGGCUUUCAGGCCUGACAAAACUCCGACACCUUCUGCUCAGCAACAACCUAUUUUAUGGAAAUAUUCCCACUUGGUUAGGGAAUAUACAGCAGCUAGGUGAGCUAGACCUUUCAUCGAACGCCUUCAGUGCAACAAUACCGUCGGAAAUCGGAAACUGUUCGAGCUUGCUCACACUUUCCCUUCACAGCAAUAGGCUAUCCGGUCCGGUGCCGCCGGAAAUCGGCAACCUCAGCCUGCUAAACGUCUUAGACCUCCACAAAAACAGCCUUUCAGGCACAAUCCCAAAUACAAUUCAACACUGCAAAAAGCUUUUCGAGCUCAGGCUCUCGGGAAACAACCUCACCGGCCCUAUCCCACCCGAACUCGGCACGCUCAGCGAGCUGCAAGUCACUCUCGACCUGAGCUCCAACAAUUUAUCCGGAGAAAUCCCUUCGUCGAUCGGAAACCUCGUGAAGCUCGAGCAACUGAACCUCUCCCACAAUCAACUCCACGGCGAAAUCCCGGCCUCGCUAGGGCGAUUAUCCAGCCUCCAGAAUAUCAACGUCUCGUACAAUCUCCUAGACGGCCAGAUCCCGUCGGCUUUCUCGAAAUUCCCGGCGAGCUCGUUCAAGGGCAACGACGAACUGUGCGGGCCGCCGCUAAUUCAGUGCGGGAAAAAACUGCGGCGAACGAGGAAAUAUCUCUCCGAGUCUCAGGUAUCCGGGAUCGUGGUGGCGAUCGUUCUCACGGCGACCUUGAUUUGCUUGUUUCUGGUGUACCUAAUGCUGAGGAUAUGGCGGAACUGGAGGAGGGUGGCGGUUUCUUGCUCCGGAAAUGGGGCCGUCAGAGAAAAUGGAGUCAACGAAGAAAGUGUUUCUGAAGAAGGGAUUAUGAAGAGCGGCGACGAUUAUCUGGCCUCGUCGUCGUCGGAUCCCAACCGGAGUUUCCUGUUCAACGUGAACCAAAAUCCCGUCCGUGAAUAA